AUGGUCAGCUUAGACCUCAUCAACGAUACUGGAAAUAUUAACUGUGUUGCAUACGAAGAUGUUGCGUUCACAGUGCUAGGUUGCGAUGGCGCUUCACUUGAACGCAAGGGCGACCACGCUAUCAACAAAUACUGUGAAAGCCGCAACGACACUAUCAAAGGAAGCAGAUUCAUGAUUGCCGUGAAGAAGAAGCACUCUAAUUCUGCAAAAUUUAAUAACUUCAGCUACACCAUCAAUGCUGUUCAAACACCAGCUACAUCUCCCACAGGUUCAUCAGAAGUGGAAACCACCGAAGUAAGUAUGGGAAUUACGAAGACAUCGUUGACACCCAUACUUGAUGGUCUGAAAACUUCCACUGACACUGGAGAGAGCUCAGAAACAUCUCCACGAAAGGAGCUGUUCCCACUUCUAGAUGCCGAUGCAAGCGUUCCGCCAACUGAAAUGCCAGGCCCAGACGUUCACGCGAAAAACCCCGCAAAGAAGAUCCGCAUAGUCGAAAAUAAUAGGACUCUCAAUGGAGUCAGAAAUAACGACACUCUUGAUGAAGUCGAAAAUAACGGCACUCUCAAUGAAGUCGGAAAUAACAGGACUCUCCAUGGAGUCGAAAAUAACGACACCCUCUAUGGAGUCGAAAGUAACAGCACUCUCAAUGGAAUCGAAAAUAACGACACUCUCUAUGGAUUCGAAAAUAACAGCACUCUCGAUGGAGUCGAAAAUAACAACACUCUCUAUGGAGUCGAAAGUAACAGCACUCUCAAUGGAAUCGAAAAUAACGACACUCUCUAUGGAGUCGAAAAUAACAGCACUCUCGAUGGAGUCGAAAAUAACAAGACUUUCGAUGGAGUGGGAAAUAACAGCACUCUCGCUGGAGUCGAAAAUAACGACACUCUCAAUAAAAUCGAAAAUAACGGCACUUUCGAUGAAGUCGGAAAUAACAGAACUCUCGAUGGAGUCAGAAAUAACGGCACUCUCGGUGGAGUCGAAAAUAACGACACUCUCAAUGAAAUCGAAAAUAACGGCACUUUCGAUGGAGUCGGAAAUAACAGACUCUCGAUGGAGUCAGAAAUAAUGGCACUUUCGAUGGAGUCGGAAAUAACAGGACUCUUGAUGCAGUCAGAAACAUGGCUCUGGAGAAAAUCUUCAGCGGACGGAUUGCAAACAGUUGCGUAG
This is a messenger RNA of Andrographis paniculata, 1170 nucleotides long. RefSeq lists its product as uncharacterized. NCBI's taxonomy places the organism in Eukaryota, Viridiplantae, Streptophyta, Magnoliopsida, Lamiales, Acanthaceae. The transcript is spliced from 5 exons. Bases 1 to 1170 code for a protein of 389 amino acids. The record is from RefSeq and is a predicted model, not a curated record.